UCCGUGGUGUUGUGUACUGUGUAUUGUCUGGCAGUGGCAGUUUGAGUUCUCUGUAUAAAGUGAUGUCUGCUGUUGUGCUGCCUUUUACAGAUUAGGCAUAUUUUUUGUGCUUUGCUGAUAAAAUCACCUUGCUGAUUUUAAGGAUUUUGCAGAACGCUGAACAUGUCUGCCGACCUUGACGAGCUGGUUGCUCGUGAGCUGCAGCGUCAAUAUGAAGCUGAGGAGAAGCAGAGACUCGCAGACGAGGCAGCCUCUGAGAGACUGGCCCAGAAACUGGCGACCGGCAGUCACACCAUGUCUGAUGACUCUGAGGGCAGCGACUCGGGCGGCAGAGCCCCGUCCGUGGAUCGUAAUAGGAUAUUGGUCACCCCGGUGCGGCAAAGGACACCAUCCGGGGACUUCAGCAGAACCUGGGCCACUCCUGCACGGCUGCUGGUGCCGCCUGGUGGGUGCAGCAGAACCACUCCGUUACGGCAGACGCCGUCCGGGGGCUGCAGCAGGACCACCCCGAUACGGCAGGGGUGCAGCCAGCCGUUGAACACCCCGGUACGACAGACCCCGUCCGAUGGGCGCAGUCGAUCUCCGUCAAUAUGGCGAACACCGGGGCAGACUACCUCUGCGUCGGUUAGCCCCCGCGGUGAGUCGCCAGCGCCGGCGAGCCCACAGCAGCCUCCAGCGGUGGCUAUCCAACCACAGCCUCCAGCGAUGGCGAGUAAACAGCAGCCUCCAGCGCCUGCGAGGCAACAACAGUCUCCGGCGCCGGCAAGCCCACAGCAGCAACCUCCAGCGCCGGCGAGGCAACAACAACAGCCUCCAGCGCCGGUGAGGAAACAACAACAGCAACAUCCAGCGCCAGCUAGCCAACAACAACCUCCAGCGGCGGCAAAGCAACAACAGCAUCCUCCAGCGCCGGCUAGCCAACAACAACCUCCAGCGCCGGCGAAGCAACAACAACAGCAACCUCCAGAGCCGGCGAGCCAACCACAACAGCAACCUCCAGAGCCGGCGAGCCAACCACAGCAGCAACCUCCAGUCACGGCGGCGACCAAAAGACGCGCCUCUGUUCUGUGUGCCCCGGGGAAGCGGCGAGCUCUCCCGUCCACUCUGGGUGAAGCUAGUGCGGCGGCUACAUCAUCUAGAGGCCGCGGGCGUGGCUCGGCAGGUCGUGGGCGCGGCGCGGCGGCGGCCACAUCAUCUACAGGCCGCGGGCGCGGCUCGGCGGCCGGCCGUGGCAAGCCUGCGGCGGGCCGCGCCAAGCCAGCGGCGGUAGGGGAGCAGGGAGCGACUGGUAACGAAAGUGCACCGGCUGGUGUGCCUGUGUGUCCCUUUGGCGCCAAGUGUUACCGCACCGGUAACCCGGAGCACAUGGCGGCGCUGUGGCAUCCGGGCCGUCCGUCCGGCCAGGCCCAUCAACGUGAAGCUGGUGGCUCUGCGCAGAAUGCUGGUGCCAGAAACGGCGCGGGUGCUUCAGGGCAGCAACCGAAGCCGAGGUGCACCAUCGCAGACCGGCUGCGGGAGGCCGAACCGAUGUCGUUCUUCUUGACCAAGGUACGCUCUGUGAAGUCCACGUGGCGGGAGAGGAUGGCGGUGGGCAUCGCCGAGCUGCUCGACCCCUCUCUGGGUGAACUGCGCUCGUCGCUGCAGGUCAACUACAUGGUGGACCUGGCGUGGCUCCUGGAGGCGUACACCGUGCACGGCUACCAGGACAAGCCGCUGACCGUGCUGCACGGCACGAACGGACUCAUUGAUCCGGGCUUUCCCGGCAUCAUCACGCACAAGGUGAAAAUGCCCAUGCUGUGGGGAACUCACCACACGAAGAUGAUGAUUUUCGAGUACACAGAGGGCAUGCGCGUGGUGAUUCACACGGCAAACCUGGUGGAGAGCGACUGGGAGGACCGUACGCAAGGUGUGUGGGUGUCGCCGCUGCUGCCGACGCUGCCGGCCGGCGCUCCCGACACCGCUGGCGAGUCGCCGACAGAGUUCCGCGCGCACCUGCUGUACUACCUGACCCACUACCAGCUGGACAUCCUGACGCCGUGGAUAGAGAGGGUCAGACGCACCGACUUCAGCGCCAUUCGUGUGUUCCUGGUAGGCUCUGUGCCGGGUCGGUUCGUCGGCCCCGAGCUGAACCGCUGGGCUCACAAUCGGGUGUACGACCUUCUGAACAAGCACACGCCCCGCUGCAACUGGCAGCUGAUCGUCCAGUGCUCCUCCAUCGGCGCUCUGGGCGAGGUGCCCCACGAGUACCUGCUCGACGAGUUCUCGUUCUACAUGUCGGGCGGCCUGCGCAACGUACCGGUGGCCGUCAUCUUCCCGUGCGAAGAGGACGUGCGCACCAGCCUGGAGGGCUACGAGGCCGGCUCCUGUCUGCCCUACCGGUGGGGCCAGGACAACAAACAGCGCUGGCUGUACGAAUUCAUGUGCAAGUGGCGCAGUGAGACGCGGAACCGGACCCGGGCGAUGCCGCACAUCAAGACGUACACACAGAUAUCUCCCGACGGCCGGAAGAUGGCCUGGUUCCUUCUCACAUCGCACAACCUCUCGAGGUCCGCAUGGGGUGUCACGCAGAAACAGGACAAACAGAUGUGCUCCCGCUCCUACGAGCUGGGGGUGAUGUUCCUGCCCAAGUUCCUGGGCUGUGAGUAUCUGUCGGUGCUGACCGGGGACUCGGUGGCACCGGGCGGCAUCAGUCUGCCCUACUGUGUCCCGCUGACCGCCUACCAGCCGGGAGAGCAACCCUGGAUCAUCGACAAAGCACACAAAAAGCCAGAUAUAUUCGGCACAUCCUUAAGUAAGCCAACUUUCGGCUGAGGAGCCCGAACGAGUGGCGUCGGACGGUGCGGCUACUGAGUGCCACUGGAGUGGGAUGGUCGGCGUCCAGCGAAGCUCACGCGAUUUGUUACUGGAGAGCUGUCUGCGAGAACCGGGCGGAGUAUGCAGCCAGAAUCCUGGGAAUAUGCUGGAAGAAGAGGUUGUCUCGAGAGGAAUGUCGAAAAAGGUUGUCUCAACAUUGCAAUUGGAGAUGGUCGUGAUCCUUCCUUUCUGUGGUGCCUUGUGGAACCUAGCAGUAGAAGUAAUCUUGGUAGAAGCUGAAUCACGGUUGCAGCAGGAUUAGACUGUUGUGCGUCGGCAGUUAGACGGUGACGUGAUUCAAACUUGUGUGCUGCAUUUGCCUGUUCGUGCUCUGAUCGACGAUCUGCUGCGGAGUGUGAGUAGCUGGCGAUUGAGGCAUCGUAGGCAGUCGAGUUUCGUCGUUUUAAAUCACCCUUGAAUUGUACACAGGCAUUUGUCUUUCAGUCACGUGUGGCUUUUCGCCAUGGCGAUUUUUGUCGUUUUAUUAUUUUGGCUAUGUCUUGCAACCAUUGAAUUGUUGAUUGCAGGAAGGCUGAUGUGGUGCACUUGAAUAAAUGAUUAUUUUGUGAA
Molecule: messenger RNA, 3423 nt
Organism: Amphibalanus amphitrite
Lineage: Eukaryota; Metazoa; Arthropoda; Thecostraca; Balanomorpha; Balanidae
Product: tyrosyl-DNA phosphodiesterase 1-like
Exons: 10
Coding region: 163-2811 (882 amino acids)
Biological process (GO): single strand break repair; double-strand break repair
Cellular component (GO): nucleus
Molecular function (GO): 3'-tyrosyl-DNA phosphodiesterase activity; single-stranded DNA binding; double-stranded DNA binding
Source: RefSeq, a predicted model, not a curated record